UAAUUUCUCUCUUCUAUGGCUAAGCUUGUUGUUUCAUAUGUAGUACUCUUCCUUUUCUGCAUUUUUCAGCAGUCAAAUGCAGCUUCUGCAUCCUAUAAUGUGAUCAAGUUUGGCGCAAAACCCGAUGGCAAAGCUGACUCAACGCAACCCUUUCUUAAGGCAUGGUCAGCUGCAUGCAGCUCAGCUUCUCCCUCCAAAAUCUAUGUGCCUAAAGGAAGGUAUUUGCUCAAGGCAACAGUGUUUAGAGGUCCAUGCAAGAAUAAAAUUACGGUUCAGAUAGAUGGAACCCUUGUAGCUCCUACAGAUUAUCGUGCUCUAGGCAACUCAGGGUACUGGAUUUUGUUCAUUAAAGUCAAUCGAGUUUCUGUCUUUGGUGGCACCCUUGAUGCUAAAGGUGCUGGCUUCUGGGCUUGCCGGAAAUCUGGACUGAAUUGCCCUGUUGGAGCUAGGUCUAUAACAUUCAACUGGGCAAAUGACAUCCUGAUUAGCGGCUUGACAUCCAUCAACAGUCAAUCAAUGCACCUUGUUAUCAACAGUUGCAACAAUGUUUUGGUCCGAAAUGUAAGGGUAAUUGCUCCAGACCAAAGCCCUAACACCGACGGCAUUCACGUGCAAACAUCGACCGGAGUUACAAUCACUGGCAGCACACUUCAGACAGGAGAUGACUGCAUAUCAAUCGGUCCAAGCACCAGGAACAUGCUCAUGAGCAGCAUUAAGUGUGGCCCUGGACAUGGUAUCAGCAUUGGAAGUCUAGGCAAGGAAUUCAACGAAGGUGGUGUAGAAAAUAUAACCUUAACAAAUUCAAUCUUCAGUGGAUCAGACAAUGGUGUAAGGAUAAAAUCAUGGGCUAGGCCCAGCAAUGGAUUUGUGAGGAAUGUUGUGUUCCAAAACUUGAUUAUGAAAAAUGUGGAGAACCCCAUUAUCAUUGACCAAAAUUAUUGCCCCAAUAACCAGGGCUGUCCUCGUCAGAGCUCUGGGGUGAAGAUUAGUCAAGUGACAUACAGGAACAUACAAGGAACAUCAGCAACACCAAAGGCAGUGACAUUUCAUUGCAGCCCCAGUACUCCUUGCAGAGGAAUCAAAUUACAAGACAUAAAACUUACCUACUUGAAUAAAGCAGCAACAUCAUCAUGUAAGAACAUAGGUGGAACCAGCAGUGGUGUGCUUAUGCCUGAGAGUUGUGUGUAGUAAUUAGGAUUGAUUAUUAUCUUUAUUAUUUGGAUUAGUGGGUGAAAGUGAAACACACCAUGUGUAAGCAGCUAUUAACGCUAACAUGAUUGAGUGUGGCAGUAAAUCCCACUGAUACAAAUAUUGUUGUUCAAUUGUAGGCUUUGAAUUUUGUAUCAA
Messenger RNA from Populus euphratica (Euphrates poplar), 1347 nucleotides. Its product is annotated as polygalacturonase-like. Gene Ontology annotation, molecular function: polygalacturonase activity. Gene Ontology annotation, biological process: carbohydrate metabolic process. NCBI's taxonomy places the organism in Eukaryota, Viridiplantae, Streptophyta, Magnoliopsida, Malpighiales, Salicaceae. The transcript has 4 exons. The record is from RefSeq and is a predicted model, not a curated record. The coding region runs from base 16 to 1188 and encodes 390 amino acids.